This is a messenger RNA of Stomoxys calcitrans (stable fly), 962 nucleotides long. RefSeq lists its product as uncharacterized. The transcript has a single exon. The record is from RefSeq and is a predicted model, not a curated record. Bases 339 to 881 code for a protein of 180 amino acids. NCBI's taxonomy places the organism in Eukaryota, Metazoa, Arthropoda, Insecta, Diptera, Muscidae.
GUUAAGACGUGAUUUGAAUUGAAUCGUUGUGUAAAUCACACAAAAAUCAUAACUGCAAGAAACAGAAAAAACGGAUUUGUGUAAAGCCAAACAAUUCAACCAACCACAGUAGAAGACACAUUUAAGGCGAUUUGCAAUCUGUUAUUUUCCAUGUUUAAAACAACAACAACACAAAAACCAAACCGUGUUCUAAACGGGAGUAUCAUAAAAAAAAACACCAAUCUUGAAUAAUUUAAAGUGAAUCACAUUCUGGAAUACAGAGAAAUACGACUUCUGGACUUAAUACAUUAUGGCAAAUUAGCUGUCGAGAAAACAUUUAAAAAAAAAAACGACAACAAAUGCUUUUUUUCUGGAGUUCUAUGAAAUUCGAUUCCCCUUUUUUUCAUAUAAAUACCGGUUCUAGCUUGAAAAAUCCUGGAAUAGUGGAAUUGUGCUCAUUGCGAUUGGUAGCUAUAGCCAAAGACGAGUUUUUUAAGGACUUUAAGGAAACAAAGAAUCCAUUUAUAGCCAUGCAUUUUUGUAAACUCAUCACCAUACUACUUGUCGCCAUCAUGUGCUGUGAUUUAUGUGCCGCUCUCUUCUUUAAACCUUGGAUUAAAAGUUUCAAGAAAUCUCUGCUAUAUGGUUAUGGAGGUUCCCGUGGUUAUGGAUAUGGCUACAAUAAUCCCUAUGCUUAUGGCUAUAAUCGUUACAACAACUACAACAAUUAUGGUUACUAUGGCGGAGGAGGACGAUAUGGAUCCUACUAUGGUUCCCACAGACAAGGACAUCGUACCGGGCGUACUUAUAGCGAUAUUGCCAGAGUGAUAAAUCCCAAUCCAUAUGCCUUUGUUGGCUCAAGACCAUAUCCGGCACAGCCUUUUUAUCCUAUUGGUGGAUAGUUGCAGAUUAAUUUCUAUUUCUAAGUAGAGAGUGAUGCUUGUAGUUUUAAGAUUAGUCCAUAAAUAAACAUUGAAGAACAA